Molecule: messenger RNA, 3506 nt
Organism: Malaclemys terrapin pileata
Lineage: Eukaryota; Metazoa; Chordata; Testudines; Emydidae
Product: zona pellucida sperm-binding protein 1-like
Exons: 25
Biological process (GO): prevention of polyspermy; binding of sperm to zona pellucida
Cellular component (GO): egg coat
Molecular function (GO): acrosin binding; structural constituent of egg coat
Source: RefSeq, a predicted model, not a curated record
UAACACCUUCAACCAUGGGGCUGGGCUGUAGGUAUUUUGUGGGCUUAGUACUUCUCUGGUCCCUGGGGACAGCCCUUGGGCAGGGGGACUUCCGCAGGGUCAGUUUUUCUGUCUUGCAGCAUGGAUAUGAGUAUGAUUGCGGAGACUAUGGGAUGCAACUGCUGGUCCUUCCCAGCCAGGACCGCACUGUCCGCUUCAAAGUUGUGGAUGAGUUUGGGACUCCCUUUGAAGUUACAAACUGCUCCAUCUGCCUCCACUGGAUCGCAUCUGGCGAGAAAGGGGAGGUGAUCUUCUCAGCUGGCUACAAUGGCUGCCAUGUGCUCAAGCAGGAUGGCCGUAACCACCUGAGGGUCCGAGUGGAGGAACUACUGAGCACCGGGGCCAUCGCUGCCACCCGUGACGUGACCAUGACCUGCCCCAAGCCCACUGAACAUGACUUAUCCCCAGAGGAGACCAUGCGCUACGUGCCGCAGCCGGGCCUGCCGGGCCUGGUGCGCCCGGUGCCCCAGCCGCAGCCGGGCCUGGUGCGCCCGGUGCCCCAGCCGCAGCCGGGCCUGGUGCGCCCGGUGCCCCAGCCGCAGCCGGGCCUGGUGCGCCCGGUGCCCCACAUCUAUCCUCCACCAAGCAGCAUAGGUGCCCAUCUCACACAGGAGCAGUGCCGUGUGGUGGCUGGGAAGAUCCCCUGUGCAGAUGCCCCAGGCCGAGAUGCUUGCUUCCAGGCUGGUUGUUGUUAUGAUGAGACUGACCCAACUACCCUCUGCUACUAUGGCAACACAGUCACUGUUCAGUGCCUUGUGGAUGGUCACUUCGUUCUGGUGGUCUCCAGGGACAUGUCUGAUCACCCCAUCAUCCUGGACAGUGUCCGGCUAGCUUAUGCCCAAACAGGGUGUGACCCCAUCAGGAUGACAGAGGCUUUUGUGAUCUUCCGCUUCCCCCUCAUGCAGUGUGGCACCACAAUCCAGGUGAUCCAUGACAAACUGAUCUAUGAGAACCAGCUGAUCUCUGGCAUCGACAUCCAGACUGGGCCAGAUGGCUCCAUCACCCGGGACAGCACCUUCAUCCUCCAUGCUCGCUGCAUCUACAAUGCCAGUGACUUCCUGCCAGUCCAGGUGGAAGUCUUCUUGCCCCCCACACCUGCUCCAGUCACCCAGGCAGGACCCCUCCGGCUUGAGCUGCGCAUCGCCACAGAUGUGAGCUACACAUCCUAUCUCACGGAGAGAGACUACCCUGUGGUGAAGGUGCUCAGGGACCCUGUCUUCGUGGAGGUUCGCAUCCUGCAGAGAACAGACCCAUCCCUGGUCCUGGUUCUGCACCAAUGUUGGGCCACCCCCAGUGCUAGCCCCCUGCAACAGCCACAGUGGCCCAUCCUGGUGGACGGGUGCCCAUUCCUGGGAGACAACUACAGAACCCAGCUUGUGCCCAUGGUCCCUGCCUCAUCUGAGCUGCCCUUCCCAACCCAUCACCAGCGCUUUGUCCUCUCCACCUUUGCCUUUGUGGACUCUGCCUCCCAGGUGGUGCUUGAUGGACAGGUGUACAUUUACUGUAGCGCCUCCACUUGCUACCCCUCCCAGCUGGAGCCCUGCAGGACCAUGUGCCCAUCAGGCACUGCUACAAGAGGCCGCCGGUUCCUGGAUAUCGACAAUGGGACAGGAGAGCCCCAGGACCUGGUGCGUUCUCAUGGCCCCAUGAUCUUUCAGGAGAGCCCUGAGCCACGGAGAGAACAAGUCUAUGAGAACAUGGCACCUUCAGCUAUGGGGCUGGGCUAUAGGUAUUUUGUAGGCUUAGUACUGCUCUGGUCUGUGGGGGCAGUCCUUGGGCAGGGGGACUUCCGUAGGGUCAGUUUCUCUGUCUUGCAACAGGGGUAUGAGUAUGAGUGUGGAGACUAUGGGAUGCAGCUGCUGGUUUUUCCCAGACAGGGUCACACUGUCCGCUUCAAAGUUGUGGAUGAGUUUGGGACACCCUUCGAAGUUACCAACUGCUCCAUUUGUCUCCAUUGGGUCACAUCUGGCGAGCAAGGAGUAGUGAUCUUCUCGGCUGGCUACAAUGGCUGCCACGUUCAGAAGAAGGAUGGCCUUAACCACCUACAGGUCCGAGUGGAGGAACUAUUGAGCACUGGGGCCAUCGCUGCCACCCGUGAUGUGAUCAUGACCUGCCCCAAGCCUCCUGAACAUGACAUAACCCCAGAGGAAACCAUGCACUAUGUGCCGCAGCCAGGCCUAGUGCACCCGGUGCCUGUGCCACAGCCGGGCCUGGUGCGCCUGGUGCCCCACAUCUAUCCUCCACCAAGAAACAUAGGUGCCCAUCUCACACAGGAGCAGUGCUGAGUGGUGACUGGGAAGAUCCCCUGCCGAGAUGCCCCAGGCCGAGCUGCUUGCUCCCAGGCUGGCUGCUGUUAUGAUGAGACUGACCCUACUACCCCCUGCUACUAUGGCAACACAGUCACUGUUCAGUGACUCGUGGAUGGUCACUUUGUUCUGGUGGUCUCCAGGGACAUGUUUGAUCACCCCAUCAUCCUGGACAGUGUCCAGCUAGCCUAUGCCCAAACAGGGUGUGAUCCCAUCAGAAUGACAGAGGCUUUUGUGAUCUUCCGCUUCCCUGUCAUGCAGUGCGGCACCACAGUCCAGGUGAUUGGGGACAAACUGAUCUAUGAGAACCAGCUGAUCUCUGGCAUUGAUGUCCAGACUGGGCCAGAUGGCUCCAUCACCCGGGACAGCACCUUCAUCUUCCAUGCUCGCUGCAUCUACAAUGCCAGUGACUUCCUGCCAGUCCAAGUGGAGGUCUUCUUGCCCCCCACACCUGCUCCAGUCACCCAGGCAGGACCCCUUCGGCUUGAGCUGCGCAUUGCCACAGACCUGAACUACAGAUCCUAUCUCACGGAGAGAGACUACCCUGUGGUGAAGGUACUCAAGGACCCUAUCUACAUGGAGGUUCGCAUCCUGCAGAGAACAGACCCUAACCUGGUUCUGUCUCUCCACCACUGCUGGGCUACCCCAAGUGCAACGCCCCUGGAGCAGCCACAGUGGCCCAUCCUAGUGGAUGGGUGCCCAUUCUUGGGAGACAACUACAGAACCCAGCUUGUGCCCAUAGGCUCUGAGUUGCCCUUCCCAACUCACCACCAGCGCUUUGUUCUCUCCACCUUUGCCUUUGUGGACUCAGACUCCCAGAUAGCACUUGAUGGAGAGGUGUACCUCUUCUGUAGUGCCUCUGCCUGCCGUCCCUCCCGGCUGGAGCUCUGCAGGACCAUGUGCCCAUCAGGGGCUGCUAUAAGAGGCCGCCGGUUUCUGCAUAUUGGAAAUGGGACAAGAGAGCCCCAGGACUUAGUGAGUUCUCAUGGACCUGUGAUCUUCCAGGCGAGUCCUGGGCCACGCAGAGAGCAAGUCUAUGAGAACACAGCCCUGGUGAACAAUGCAAGACCCUCUCCAACACUCUCUCGAAGUCACUGGUUCCUCAGGAUCCAAAGUGGAACAGAACCCUUGGACUUGAUUCUGGCUCCAGAGAGGACCUGA